Messenger RNA from Juglans microcarpa x Juglans regia, 2106 nucleotides. RefSeq lists its product as uncharacterized. The record is from RefSeq and is a predicted model, not a curated record. Lineage: Eukaryota; Viridiplantae; Streptophyta; Magnoliopsida; Fagales; Juglandaceae. Bases 1 to 2106 code for a protein of 701 amino acids. The transcript is spliced from 2 exons.
AUGGCAACCAUAGAGGGUGGCACCGGUCGGCCUUCCUUUGCCGAUCUGGUGGGUGCCGUCCCUCAACCUAUACCGGAGAUGCUUCUUGCACCCAGGCUUCCAAAGAUGUUGGAAGGUGAGGUAUAUUUUCAGUUUACUAAAGAAGAAAUAGCAAGAUCAGCGGAACCUUUCCACUACUCUGUAGUCCUCAAGUUCUUGAAGAACCGUCCGUCGUUGGAUGCUGUGAGGGCUUUCAUUCACAGUCGAUGGGGCCUUACGGCCAGUCCAGUAGUUUCUGCCAUGAGGAGACCGCGUAACGUCUUCGUUCGCAUGGCUAAUGAAGUUGAUUUCACCAAAGCAUUAUCACGGGAGGUUUGUGAAAUAAAUGGGAUCUUCUACCGUGCAUUCAGAUGGUCACCAGAAUUCAAUGAGGAUGACGAGCCAUCAAGGGUCCCGGUAUGGGUUUCUUUGUCGGGUCUUCCACCAAACUUUUAUCAAGAAUCUUUCUUGAAGAUUUUGAUGGCACCGAUUGGAACUUUUAUUCGCCGUGAUAAUCCGACACGGUGCGCAACAAGAACGGAUGGUGCACGGCUCUGUGUGGAAGUGGAUGCUGCAAAACCGCCACUGUCUCAUUUCUGGAUUGGAGCGCCUGGACUGUCUUCUAGCCGAAAGCAAGAAAUAUUUUAUGAAACGCUCCCAGCUUUCUGUUCAUCAUGUAAGAUGCAGGGUCAUAAUGCACGGACUUGUAAUCCUGGAAAAGCUGGUAAGAAAGGGGGAAGAAAAGGGAGUAGGAAAGGCCUCUCGGAUGAUCACGGGGUAGAGCAGAAUGAUGAUAAGGUUGAAACUCCUCCGCUGGUUCUUGUGGAAAAUAAUGCUGUGGGUGAACAUUCUAUGCGGAUGGACAAAGAAACAGAGGAGGCUGGGGUGGAGAAGGCGACGGAAGUAGCAGUUGCAGUUCAUGUGCAGUUGGAUGCCGAGAAGGAAGAAUUGCCAGUGCAGGUGGCAGACCAAAUGGUGCAGUUGGGUUCUGAGAAUGAUGAACAACCGGAGCAGAUGGGAGAAGCAAUUCCUCCUGUGAUUAAUAGGGUGGUGCAGUUGACGCCUCUUGUUGAAACAAAGGAUGAAACAGAUUUAAUGUUACACGUUGGGGAUGCAGAUGGUGCAGGGAUUAUCACGGGUGCGUGUUAUGUGGCGUCUAAUAUGGACGUAAAUCAGAGUUUGCGUGCGGAAGAUAAUGGUCCGAUUAUGGAGCAGACGCAACCAGUGGUGGAAGAGGAAAUAGAUGAGGACGUUGAUGAAGAAGUUGAUGAAGAAAUCAUAAUGGAAGAGAACUGUUCUUCAGAACCAGAACCGGAACAGCAUUCCAGAGAGAAUGGUGCGGAUAAAAUUUUGAUUCAUGUGAUUUAUGCUAAAUGUUCCUGGGUGGAGAGGUGCUAUCUAUGGCAAGAGCUCAGUAGUAAUCAUGUGGGUGUAGAUCCUUGUGUUGUUGUGGGGGAUUUUAAUAUUAUCAAGAAUGAUUCGGAAAGGAGAAGAGGAAGACCUCGGCCAAAUGUGGCUAUGGAUGAUUUUAAUGAUUGGAUUCAUCAAAGGGGUCUUAUGGAAAUGGCUACGAAAGGGAGUUGUUUCUCAUGGUGUAAUGGGCAUUCAGGAUUGGCCCGUUCGUGGGCUCAGCUUGAUCGUGCUCUAAUGGAUAAUUCAUUCAGUAAUUUGUUCCUUAAUACUAUUUGUUCUUACUUGUCUAGAUCUACUUCAGACCAUGCCCCCAUGAUCAUUGAGUUCAAGAAAGAUCCUUUCUCCUAUGGGCCGUCUCCAUUUCGGUUUCAACAAAUGUGGGUGGAUCAUCCUGAUUUCCUGGAUUGUGUUAGAGCUGCUUGGAAUUUACAGAUGGUAGGUUCUCCGAUCCUGUGUUUAAGUAAGAAAUUAAAACAUACGAAGGUGGUGCUUCGGGAAUGGAAUAAAAGAGUAUUUGGUCACACAAUAGGGCGUAUUGAUGCCCUUGAAAAACAGAUUGAGGAGAUUGAGCUACAGCUUCAAUCAAAUUGGGAGGUCAAUUUGGAGAGAGAACUACAUGAGGCAGUCUCAAAUCUAGCUGGUUGGAGGCAUCGGGAAGAGAUGAGAUUGGCAUAA